This is a messenger RNA of Ceratosolen solmsi marchali, 1566 nucleotides long. Its product is annotated as WD repeat-containing protein 89. The record is from RefSeq and is a predicted model, not a curated record. NCBI's taxonomy places the organism in Eukaryota, Metazoa, Arthropoda, Insecta, Hymenoptera, Agaonidae. The transcript is spliced from 7 exons. Gene Ontology annotation, molecular function: protein binding. Bases 282 to 1499 code for a protein of 405 amino acids.
GUUACAUAGAUUCAUGACUGUGCAUAACUAUUCACACCACAAUAUUGCUUCUAUCUCAUUCCUAUUUAGUUAUUAAACAUGUGUUAUAUUAAGAUAGAUGAGGUUAAAAGUAACAUCAAGGAAUUAAUCAUUUAUUUCAAUAAAACGCGCUUCCAUUAAGCUCAAAUGCUAUAUUUUCUGAUUGUGUACGGAAUAUUAAGAUUUUUUAUACUCAUACGUUAUAAGAAACGGUAAUAAGAACUUGUAAAUUUUGUAAAUUGAAAAUAAAUAUAAACAAACAAAUGUCGAAAAUCGUGGAAUCGUUAAAGAGACUGAGCGUUGAAAACGGUGGAACGCGAAGGUCGGAAAAGAACAGAUUAUUAAAAUGUAAAGGUGAAUUUGUUUUAUCUGUCGAGGAAAUAGUUUCUAACAACAAUGAGAAUUACGUUCUUGGAAUUUGUGGAACCCAGAGCGAACCAGACUUCCGAAUUGGAGUUGCAUUGUCGAAUCAUUCCUGUGUAGUUUAUUCAGCUGGUGAAUCUUUUAAUAAAACAGCUACCCUUCAGCACAAUCAAUCCUCGAUUAUAGGUGUUAAGUUUAGUCCCAACUCACGGAAUAUCAUUUAUAUCGCGUAUAACGAUGGAAAUGUCAUUGCCUGUGAUUUGAGAGCUAAAGGAAAAAUUGUUGCGGAGUUUAAAGAUAACACGGAAGAUGGAAAACUUAAACCACUCGCUAGUUUCGACAUCAGUUGCGAUGAAAGGCUUAUAGCUGGUGGAACCGAACAUAUCGGUGGAGAUGCUUUUAUACUUUUUUGGGACAUAAGAUAUAGUAAUUCUAAGCUUAAUGGUAAAGAUAAUUUGCUUGGUGGCUAUUGGGAGUCGCACAUGGAUGAUAUCACCAGUAUAGCUUUCCAUUCAAAUAAAAGAGACAUUCUUGCAUCUGGUAGUACAGAUGGUUUAAUUAAUGUUUUUGACUUAACACAAACUUCGGAAGACUCUGCUUUGACAUAUUCAUUAAAUACUGAAUCAUCCGUGGAUCGAAUAGGUUGGCUUACAAAUGACAACUUAUGGUGUACAACUCAUACACAUUCGCUUCAAUUAUGGAACUGUGAAGAUGCCACUCCUUAUACUAAAUUUGAUCGAAGCGAUCUUGUUUUAUCUCAGAAUGAUGAUCCAGACACGAGUUAUUUGGUACGGAUACAUGUUCCAACUGCGUUUGGCAAUCCUUACUUGCUUGCAGGUUCGAGCUCUACAAAAGGUAAUAUUCUAAAAUGUCUGAGUUUUGGAAAAAAUCAAUUGGAACCAUACUAUAACGUAUUGGGAAAUAAGCAAAUUGUCCGUGACAGUUGGUUACAUGAAAAAAGUGGCAGAUUAGUUACAGGAGGUGAAGCAAGUAUUGUGAAUAUUUGGAGACAAACUGAAGUACCUUUAAUACAAAGAAAUGCAAAUCACAAGAGACCAGCAAAAAUUGGAGCAGAAAAGAGUCGCAAUGAUAAAAAUCACAGAACUAAGCCAUAUUAGUAAUGCACAAAUAUGUUUAAUAUAUAUAUAUAUAUGUAAGAAUUAGAUUAAUAUUUUACAAAUGAUA